Molecule: messenger RNA, 2133 nt
Organism: Cynoglossus semilaevis (tongue sole)
Lineage: Eukaryota; Metazoa; Chordata; Actinopteri; Pleuronectiformes; Cynoglossidae
Product: E3 ubiquitin-protein ligase TRIM63
Exons: 2
Coding region: 694-1746 (350 amino acids)
Biological process (GO): regulation of microtubule cytoskeleton organization
Cellular component (GO): cytoplasm
Molecular function (GO): zinc ion binding
Source: RefSeq, a predicted model, not a curated record
GGCCAACCCUGAGUUACCCGCUAUUUGGACCGUGGGCCAGCGAAUUUGGCAGCGAGACUUCCCAGGGAUCUACACGGCGAUCGCUGCUCAUCAGUGGACCGAAAACAUCUGUCCUGUCAUGGAGGCCCUUCAAGGAUUUUCCAAGUCUCUGACGUCAGGACAAACGUAAAGUCAACAACAGCGACCACCACAACAACAACAUCAACAUCUUCCAGCCUGGAUGUCAACACGGACUUGUUUACCAAUGACGGGGCACGGCCCAGGUCAGCUGAUCCUCCUCCCAUUCACUCACAUGGACCCUGUUUGUGUCUGUGGGGUCCAGCGGUUGUGUCACGGUCAGGAGGAACACAGUGGUCAGCAUCAGGUGACACAUGCUACGACAGUGGGAGGGGCAGGGAGGGGGGGUAUUUCUCUGAAAAGAUUCAAGGCCUGCAAGCAGACAGGAAUGUGAGCUGUGGUUGGUCAGGAUUGGAUGACACCAUCUGCGAGGGGCCGGUAUAAAAGUCCUCAGCUGCUAGCCCUGCACCAGAAUAGAUACCAGCGUUCCCACCAGCAUUAACAGGGAAAGUUCUACCGAGCUGCUCUUUGAAGAUCUUUUUUUUUGUCCACUAAGCCUAAAGAGUGAAGACACUACUUUACUCUUCUGGGACUGAUUUUUGUCUUAGAUUUUAUUUUAGAUCCACUUUUACAGCAAUGGACGUCCAGAGGAGCGGAACUAUGGUUCGACCCCCCAGCCCCAUGGACAGCCUGGAGAAGCAGCUGAGCUGUCCCAUCUGCCUGGACAUGUUCACCAAACCAGUGGUGAUUCUGCCCUGUCAGCACAACCUGUGUCGUAGUUGCGCUAGCGACCUGUACGACUCCCGCAACCCGUACCGCUUUUCCGGCGGUGUCUUCCGUUGUCCCACCUGCCGCUUUGAGGUUGUCCUCGACCGCCACGGUGUCCACGGCCUGCAGCGCAACCUGCUGGUAGAAAACAUCAUUGACCUCUACAAGCAGCAGCAAGAGGGAAGCAACAGUGGGGAUACAGAGACCAACCUGAAACCUAAAGAGUCCAAAGACCCCAUGUGCCAAGAACACGAGGAAGAGAGAAUCAACAUCUACUGCGUGACGUGCCAGGUGCCCACGUGCUCCAUGUGCAAGGUCUUUGGUCAACAUAAGGACUGUGAGGUGGCCACUUUGGCCAGUGUGUACCAGAUCCAGAAAGGAGAACUGAGUAAUGCUAUAGAUACCCUGGUGGCCAGCAAUGGCCGCCUGCAGGCGCUGCUCAACCAGAUGGACGACGCCUGUCGCGCCGUGCAGGAUAACGCCCAGCAUGCUAAGCAAAAGCUAGUUGAGAGCUUUGACCUUUUGUACGCCGUCCUUGAAGAACGCAAGGCCAUUUUACUGGAGCAGAUCGGCAAAGAGCAAGACGAGAAGGUGGCGGCUCUCCGUAGUCUGGCUCAGCGUUACGGAGAACGACUGCAGGCUAGCUCCGUGCUCACAGAUUCAGCCGUCAGGGCUCUGGAGCACAGCAGCGCGGCGGAGUUCUUGGUGGCCGCCAAGGGUCUUAUCACUCAGACCAAGGACGCGGCUAAAGGUUCUCUGGGCGAGGAGAGGCCGGAGCCAGGCUUUGAGAAGAUGGACCGCUUCACUGUGUCCACAGAGCAUGUGCAAACAGUCCUGUCAAAGAUGGACUUUGGGACUUUGGGAGACAGCGACGAAUCUGAAGAUGCUGAGCAGGAAGAAGAAGAGGAGGAGGAGGAGUAACGACGAUGGUCCAAAUGUUGGUUGGACUUGGGAAUAACGUACUGUAAAGUUUUGGGGAGGUUUUUGUGAAAGGCAGAGUUUAGUGUUGAACUCGUCAGUGAUAGGGCAAUGUUAGCAGCGGGCUAAUUGGCUUAGCCUGAUGUUCAGUGCAAUAUUGAAUUUCAAUGUUUUGAUUCUGUAUUUGUGUUUCUUUUUAUACUUUUGUACCUCUGAGCUGAUGAAAUGGUGAAAAGGUUCGUUAACAGUUGUUGUGAAAGGCUAACAUAUAAUAUGUUAGCCUGAUGCUAAAUGUUUAAACUCUUUAUUCUGAAGGUCGUUGAAGAUUGUGUUGAACAGGUUUCCACGCCGUUGUUCGUUGACUGUUGAAAUAAAAGUGCAUGAAGUCGA